Molecule: messenger RNA, 1608 nt
Organism: Oryza brachyantha (malo sina)
Lineage: Eukaryota; Viridiplantae; Streptophyta; Magnoliopsida; Poales; Poaceae
Product: COP9 signalosome complex subunit 3
Exons: 11
Coding region: 123-1403 (426 amino acids)
Biological process (GO): ubiquitin-dependent protein catabolic process
Cellular component (GO): COP9 signalosome
Source: RefSeq, a predicted model, not a curated record
CGAACCCAAACACUCAAACAAGCCGCAGCAGAAACCAAACCCCGACCCAGCCGACGAGCGGCGGCGCGGCGGCGAGGCGAAGGGCAAAGCAUCCCGCGACACUGAUCUCGGCGGCGGCGGGGAUGGAGUCGGUGGAGACGCUGGUGGCGCACAUCCAGGGCCUCUCCGGCAGCGCGGACGAGCUGGCGCACCUCCAUACCCUGCUCAGGCAGGCGGACGGCGAGCCCCUCCGCGCCCACUCCGCCGGCCUCCUCCCCUUCCUCGCCCAGCUCCACCCGCAGGCCCACUCCCUCGGCUUCCUCUACCUCCUGGAGGCGUUCGCGUCGUCGGCUUCCAACCUGCGGGCGCAGGGUGGCGGGGACUUCCUGGUGACCAUGGCCGAUUUCCUCACCUCCUGCUCGGCGGAGCAAGUACGCAUGGCGCCCGACAAGUUUCUGAAUGUGUGUAAGGUGCUCAAGAAUGAGGUUAUGCAGCUCAACGUGCCGAUUAGAGGGAUUGUCCCUCUGCGGGCAGCAAUCCGCAAGAUCCAGACUUCAUCUGAAGAGCUCACCCCGAUCCACGCGGAUUACCUUCUUCUGUGCCUGCUCGCGAAGCAGUACAAGGCUGGCCUAAGCAUCCUGGAAGACGACAUACUUGAAGUCCAUCAGCCAAAGGACCUGUUUCUCUAUUGCUACUAUGGGGGGAUGAUAUAUAUUGGGCUGAAGAAGUUCACUAUAGCACUGGAGUUCCUUCACAAUGCUGUUACCUCGCCAAUGUCAUCAUUGAAUGCUAUUGCUGUUGAAGCUUACAAGAAAUACAUCCUAGUUUCGCUCAUUCAGAAUGGACAGGUUCCAUCAUUUCCAAAGUACGCAUCUACAACUGCUCAAAGGAACCUGAAAAAUCACGCUCAGGUUUAUGUUGACCUGUCUACAUGCUACGGAAAAGGUAGCUACUCUGAAUUAGAGGAAUAUAUCCAGUUGAAUGCUGAGACGUUUCAAUCGGACAACAACCUUGGACUUGUGAAGCAAGUGCUCUCCUCAAUGUACAAGCGAAACAUCCAGAGGUUGACACAGACCUACCUGACUCUUUCGCUUGAGGAUAUUGCCAGUUCUGUUCAACUUAACACCCCAAAGGAAGCUGAGAUGCAUGUGCUUAGGAUGAUUGAAGAUGGUGAGAUCCAUGCGACCAUAAACCAGAAGGAUGGGAUGGUCAGCUUUCAGGAAGAUCCUGAGCAAUACAAAAGCUGUGAGAUGGUUGAGCGUAUUGAUUCAUCUAUUCAAAGGUUGAUGGCUUUGUCCAAGAAGUUAUCUUCUAUUGAUGAGAACAUUUCGUGUGAUCCUGCAUAUUUAAUGAAGACUGGAAGGGAGCGUGGUGGAAGAUUCGAGUAUGAUGACUUCGACUCAGUUCCACACAAAUAUUUUUGAGAUGGUCUCUGCAUUAUGCUACUCAGAAGUACAUUAGUCAAACUAGCUGUUCUCACGAUUAUCAGUUUGAUCCGUAAAUUCCAGCCAUCAAAUUUAAACCAUGUAAAUUCUGGCGUUAAAUGAAUGGAGCUUUUGAAGCAGAGGUCACUGUGAAUCAGUUGGUAGAAUUUAUCGAAUCAGCUCUCCUCUUGGAUACCUUUUGCUG